Maylandia zebra (zebra mbuna) is the source of this 1443-nucleotide messenger RNA. It is a transcript of the gene hsd17b7, whose product is annotated as hydroxysteroid (17-beta) dehydrogenase 7. Gene Ontology annotation, molecular function: 3-beta-hydroxysteroid 3-dehydrogenase (NADP+) activity; estradiol 17-beta-dehydrogenase [NAD(P)+] activity; 5-alpha-androstane-3-beta,17-beta-diol dehydrogenase (NADP+) activity. NCBI's taxonomy places the organism in Eukaryota, Metazoa, Chordata, Actinopteri, Cichliformes, Cichlidae. Gene Ontology annotation, cellular component: endoplasmic reticulum membrane. The record is from RefSeq and is a predicted model, not a curated record. Gene Ontology annotation, biological process: cholesterol biosynthetic process.
UGCACGGAUCAACUGACUUAAAAGAACAUUUGGCAGCAAAUGUAGUUUUCUAUAUUGGCAGUUUGAAGUUAACAGGAUGAAUAAGGUGAUUUUGGUAACAGGAGCCAAUAGUGGCAUUGGCCUGGCACUGUGUGAGCGUCUCCUUUCAGUGGACACAGAGGGUCUCCAGCUUUGUCUGGCCUGCAGGAACAUGCGCAGGGCUGAAGCUGCUCACUCAGCUCUCCUCACCUCUCACCCCAAAGCCCAGGUGGCCCUGCUGCAGGUGGACACCAGCAGCAUCUCCUCCGUCAUUAGUGCUGCACAGGAGGUCAAAAAGAGGUACGACCGGCUGGACUACCUUUACCUGAAUGCAGGAAUCAUGCCAAAUCCACGGUUUGAUGUAAAUGCCUUUUUCAAAGGCCUCUUUUCCAGAAAUGUCAUCACAAUGUUUGCCACCGGUGAGGGCAUUCUGACACAGCAGGAUGGUGUUACCCCUGAUGGCCUCCAGGAAGUUUUUAUGACAAAUCUCUUUGGUCACUUUCUUUUUGUCAGGGAGCUGGAGCCAAUGCUGUGCCGUGCAGGCCGGACCUCCCAGCUGGUCUGGACCUCCUCUAGUAAUGCUCAUCGUUCGGCCUUUAGUCUCGAAGACAUUCAACAUAAAAAAGGCACUCAGCCUUACAGCUCUUCCAAAUAUGCCUCUGACCUGCUCAGCCUCACACUCAACACACACUACAAUAAACAGGGUUUGUACUCAUCUGUGAUUUGUCCUGGUUUUGUGAUGACCAAUCUGACCUACAACAUCCUGCCCUCCUUCCCAGCAUUCCUCUGGACACUGUUUACGCCUAUCUUCUGGCUUAUAAGAAUGUUCACAAACACUUUCACAUUGACACCUUAUAAUGGAGCUGAAGUUCUGUUUUGGUUAUUUAAACAAAAGCCUGAAUCGCUGGACCCAUAUGCAAAGUAUCACAGCUUAACAUCUGGGCUAGGGAACAACUACACACAGCCCCGUAAGAUGGACAUUGACUUGGAGACAUCGGAGUCUUUGUAUGAGAAAUUACUGCAGCUAGAAAGAGAAGUAAGGAAGAAACUGAAGGACGAACAAAAGGAAAGCCCACUGUGAUCCCCCAAAUCCUGCAGGAUCAUCUUGAUGCAGAUCACCCAGUUCUGGAUGGAAAACAUUUUAUUCCCGUCUCACAGGUCUCCUAGGAGGAUUAUGUGCUCUGGCUGUCAGAAAAAUAACACACCUCUACCUGUCACAGCAACCUGCAAGGCUGAAUUUUAAGUGGGAACUGAUGAGUGUGGUGCAUGUUGUGACAGCACACAUUUUCAUCUAACAAUACAAAUAAGCACUGCCUGUUGCACUAAUUCUUAUUCAGAGACUUAACAAAUUAUCAGAACCUACUAACACAGCUACUAACACAGUUUUGGAGUCUAAAUACACAGAAAUAAAUGUGAUCACCACUA